Symbiodinium necroappetens is the source of this 6816-nucleotide messenger RNA. NCBI's taxonomy places the organism in Eukaryota, Dinophyceae, Suessiales, Symbiodiniaceae. The record is from the annotation of a GenBank genome assembly.
AUGGAGCUGAUCGUGAAGGAAGCUCGCAAAGUCUGGAUUCCCAACCACCCUACGCACGGAUACAGGCCUGGGCAGGUGGAUGACAACGCGGAUGCAGGGGAGAAUCUGCUGGUUGUUGAUGCGGAGGGCAAGAAGUUCCAGGUUCCCAAGGCGGAGGCCCUGGCAGUGGACCCAGCCUGCUUGACGGGCGUGGAUGAUCUGUUGACAUUGGGCGACUUCAACGAACCUGCUCUCCUCCACAACAUCCGAGUGCGAUAUGAGGAGGACAAGAUCUACACGGGCAUCGGGACACCGAUCCUGAUCUCUGUGAACCCCUAUCAGAACAUUCCGGGCCUUUACAGCGUGGAACGUAUGCGCGAGUACAAGCGCUAUGCUGCCAAAGCUCCCAGCCAGGUAGCCGGAGGUGGACUGCCCGUUCACCUCUACUCCGUUGCUGAUGCAGCAUAUCGUGCAAUGCUCCAGGAAAAGGCCAGCCAAUCCAUUAUCAUCUCAGGUGAAAGUGGAGCAGGCAAGACAGAGGCGACGAAGCGCAUGCUCGCGUAUUUGGCCGAGCUGCAGUCUUCAAGGCCGCAUGACACAGGAGAAAGAACCCGUUCAGUCGAGUCACAAGUCCUCGAUGCCAAUCCGGUCUUGGAAGCGUUUGGCAAUGCCAAGACGGUGAGGAACGACAACUCCUCCAGAUUUGGCAAGUUCAUAGAAGUGGAGUUUGACUCAGCCGGCAAACUGCUGAGCGCACAGAUUUCUAACUACUUGUUGGAGAAGUGCCGCAUCGUAACGCAACAGCCCGAGGAACGCAAUUAUCACAUAUUCUACCAGCUGUGCGCCGCUGCUGCUCGGAAGGGUGAAGAUCUUCCGGAAGGGCUGCAGCUCCAUGCAGCCGACGACUUUGAGUAUAGCAAGGUUUGCUUGUCUAUUCCGGGCGUGGAUGAUGCCGCAGAGUUCGCCAGUGUCCUGGAGUGCAUGGUCAGCCUCGGCUUCUCCAAAGAGGAGCGCGACACCAUCUUCAAAAUUAUUGCCGCUGUGCUCCAUCUUGGGGAAGCCCAGUUUACGCACUGCGUCCGAGAAGGGCAGGAUGGGAUCUCCGUGGCAGAUGACAGAUCUGUUUCUUUGGCAUGUGAGUUGCUGGGCCUCCCUAUAGAGCAGAUGCAAGAUGUCUUGGAGCACAAGACCUUGGAGGACCCACUGACAAGGAAGAUCAUCCAAAUGCCGCAAGAUGCGGCAUCAGCAUCGUUUACUCGGCACUCGAUGGCCAAGGUGAUCUACGCUCGCUUGUUCGACUGGCUUGUCUGGCGCAUCAACGAGAGCAUCUGCAACAAAGGAUCGCAGAAAGAUAUCCGCAAGAUUGGCUUGCUGGACAUUUACGGGUUUGAAGUGUUUGACUGGAAUUCGUUCGAACAGCUUUGCAUCAACUUUGCUAACGAGAAGCUGCAGCAGCAUUUCAACAUGCACAUGUUUACCCUUGAGCAGCGGUUGUACACCUCCGAAGGAAUCACAUGGGAUCAUAUACAGUACCAGAACAACCAGCACAUUAUUGACACCCUCGAGCGCAAGCCACUUGGGCUCUUCUGCCUUAUCGAUUCAGAGUGCUUAAUGCGCUCAGCCACCGAUGCCACGCUUCUUUCCAAGAUUCAAAACUCUUACAAGAACUCCAAUGUCAUCUCAAAGGCAUCGAGGUUUGCGACAACAGAGUUCAAGAUUUCUCAUUAUGCGGGGGACGUAACCUACAGUGUGGACACAUUCCUUGAGAAGAACACGGACAAGCUUCAUGCUGAUGUGGUGACCUUGUUCAAAGAGUCGAAGCUGGAAAUGGUGAAGAGACUCUUCACCGACAAUCGCUUUUCACCUGAAACCAAGCCAGCUGCAAGUGGUGCGCGGCCACUGCGUCGUCAAAGUACACGCACUGGUACCGACGACCAGCGCCGCGAGCGGCAGAAUGUGACUGUCAGCAUGAUGUUUCGGGAGCAGCUGGAUCGGCUUGUCGAGGAUCUCAACAAGACGAACCCCCGCUAUGUCAGGUGCAUCAAGCCGAAUGCUCUCAAGCAGCCAAACGAACUGGACUCCUUGGAUGUACUGAGGCAGCUGAGAUGCGCGGGCAUGCUGGAGUCGAUUCGCAUUCGCAGAGCAGGCUAUGCAGUGCGCAGGCCGUUUAAGGAGUUUUUCUCUAGAUUCCGGAUCCUGGCACCACACUUAGUAGCCACAGGGGCUGACCCUGACUACAGAAGCCUGUGCCAGCGCCUUGUGGCAGAGGUCGAAGAGCGACUAGGCAAACAAGGUGUGGCCUUAGAGGAGAAGUCGUGGCAGAUGGGCCAGACGCGUGUCUUCAUGAAGGAAGACCUUGAGAGACGCAUGGAGCAGAUGAUCGUGGAGUCUGCCAAACGACAGGUGCAAACAAUUCAACGAUGCUGGCGAGGUUUUGCAGACAGACGGAGGUUCCGCGUAUGGCGUAGUGCAGCACUCCAGUUCCAGGCGGCUGCUCGCACAGUCAUCAGGGUCCGCAGCUUCCAGAGGAUUCGAACGGCAGCACUGGACGUCCAAGCCUCCAUGAAGACAGUGCUGGCCAAGGCACGUCUGCAGAGGCAGAAGGAAGCCUCCAUCGAGAUCCAGGCAGCUCUACGAACAGUUGGGGCACUCGCGCAGCUGGAGCAGCUGAAGCGCCAGGCCGCGGCCGAAGCCGCAGCCGCCGAGGCGGCGGCGAUGCAAGCGUCCGCAGCCCAGUCAGCUGCUGCUCAGGCGGCCGCCGCCCAGGCGGCUGCUGAGGCCGCAGCCCAGGCCCAGGCAGCUGCGGCUGCGGCGGCAAAGCCAGCGGCCGUGGAGGAGUUCUUUGCAGACCCGGCCAACGUGCGAGUGUCUGCAGAUGGGGAGCGUUCCCCGAUGUCCAAGCAGGGAGCGCUCCCUGAGGGACAGCGGAACGAGACGAAAGAUGAAACUCCGCCUUCGGGCGCUUUCGCAGGGGAUCUGGAGUUGAGCGUGCGAAAGCUGGAAGCAUCGCCAAAGACGGGCCUCGGCACUGUGAAUUUGGAUGCCAGCAUCCGAAAUGCGGCGCUCAACCUCGGCGGAGGAGGCGCUCUGGACUCGUUGCGGUCGGAACUCAUGGCGAGACUCGAGGGAGGUGCACGGGAAGGAGGUAUUGAUCCUUCGCACCCACUCAGCAGCUCGCUGCGACAUGCAGACGGCCUGCCUUUGAAGGGCCAACUCGUCACGAAUGGCAAGUCCUCGCUACAAGGUCUUCCGGAUGAGGAGGAUUUCCCGCUGAGGAAAACCAUCAUGAAUCAGCGGAAAAUCAUGGAACAGCUGCAGCAGCAGUUCAAGGAAGCACUCGUGGUGAAGCCGGGAGAAGAGGAGCUGAAGCCUCUCGAGGAUGGCGAGGCCAGCCAGGAGCAGAUGCAGCAGCUCCAGGAGGAAAUCAAGAAGCUCCGCAGCACUAUCGGAACACUCAAGGCGAGCCUCAGCAGUUGCCAGCAACAAGAAGCAGCGCGGGCGUCGGAAGCAAGCGAGUACCUGGAGAAGGUUGGUUUGCUCUCCGCCCAGUUGGAGGACAUUCACCGCACGCACAGGGAGGAGCUGAGCAACGAGCGGAAGCGGAGCCAGGAGCUCCGAGGAGAGGUCGAGAGGCUCAGCAGGAGCUUGCAAGACACGCAAGGAGAGGCGGCUUUGUGGCGGUCAGAAGCACAGCAGGCCACGGUCAGCUUCACCGCCGAGAAGGAGCGACUGGAAGAGCUGGAGCGGAGUCGCAAGGACUUCGUCUUGCAGGAAACCCAAGCGAAUUGGAGAGAGGAGAAAGACAGGUUACUGCGAGAUCUACAGGCCAAAGACCGGGAGCUGUAUGGUCUGAAGCAGGCCCUUGACAACAUUGGCUCGAGCCGUGCCCCACUUGAGGAGCUCCAGAGGUGGAAGGCAGAGGCUCAGAGACUACAAAAGCAGGUGGACCAGGCGAAGCGGACUUCGAGAGAGUACGAGUCCGCUGUUGGGCAUCUGCAAAAUGCUGCCUCCAGUCAAGGUGGCGAAAGACAGGCCCUAGAAAUACGCCGUCUUCUCAGAGCUGUGUUGCAGAACUCGGAAAAGCAGGCUCAAGAGCUCAAGAAGAUGGAGCUUGAGAAGAAGGAUCUGAAGGAGCAGAUGGAAAGUAUCCGGACCGCCUCUGAGUACUUUCAGAGCCAGUACAAGGCCACCUACGCCGAGUUGCAAAAGCAGAAGGCCAAAGCCGCCGAAGUCACGGAAGGCUCCCUGGCCUUUCGUCGAGCGAGUGUUGAGUUGCAAACGGCUGGUGGCAAAAGUGUUAUUUCUGUGGAGGCAAGUCCAAGCUUACGCCAAGCCCGGGAGGAGAGGACGCAGCCCGAAAUGGGCAGAGCUUCCUUGCUUUCCGAGCUCAACCUGAGUGGUCAAUUCAGAAAUCUAAGGGCUUGCGGCAUGGCUGAGAUUAAGCGCAGCUUCAACGAUGAGAUGGGCUUCCUCAAGCGGGAGGACACUACUUGCUACUCAAUCAGGCCAGGCUUUGUGACUGGUAUGAAUGUGCCUGGCAAGUUCUAUGUCAACGACCAGCUUGAGCGCUUAAUGAUCGAUGAGCUGCGCAGCUUCAGCAGGCAGUCCCACAAUGCGGGAGGAUUUCUGCCAGCUGUGAAGCAGAUUGGGAACGUGGCGGCUUUGCCUGGCAUUGUCAAGUAUUCCAUUGGCCUCCCUGACAUUCACAGUGGAUACGGCUUUGCGAUCGGAAACGUCGCUGCGUUUGACAUGGGUCUUCCAGAAGCUGUUGUUUCUCCUGGCGGUGUUGGGUUCGAUAUCAACUGCGGUGUGAGGCUCGUGCGCACGAACCUCCUUUAUUCGGAUGUGCAGCCGGUAAAGGAGACUCUGGCUCAGUCGCUCUUCGAUCACAUUCCUGUCGGUGUCGGUUCGAUGGGUAUCAUUCCUACGAAAGAGCAAGAUCUGGAGGAGGCACUACAGCUUGGCAUCGAUUUCUCUCUUCGAGAAGGCUACGCUUGGCCCGAGGACAAGGAACACUGCGAGGAGUAUGGCCGCAUGUUGAACGCCGAUCCUGGGAAGGUUUCCAGCCGAGCAAAGAAGCGUGGGCUGCCUCAGCUAGGCACACUCGGCGCAGGGAACCAUUAUGCCGAGAUCCAGGUGGUUGAUGAAAUCUACGACGAGUUCGUCGCCAAGAAGAUGGGCAUUGACCAAAAGGGACAGGUAUGUGUCAUGAUCCAUUCUGGCAGCCGUGGACUGGGACAUCAGGUUGCCACCGAUGCCUUGGUGGACAUGGAGCGGGCGAUGACGCGGGACAACAUCCGCACCAACGACCGUCAGUUGGCAUGUGCCCGAAUACAGUCUGACGAGGGUCAGAACUAUUUGAAGGGCAUGUCUGCAGCUGCCAACUACGCCUGGGUGAACCGCUCUUCGAUGACUUUCCUGACACGCCAGGCUUUCGCCAAGGUCUUCAAUCAGUCUCCUGAAGAUCUGGAUAUGCAUGUUAUUUACGAUGUCUCCCACAAUAUCGCCAAGGUGGAAGAACAUUUCGUAGAUGGCCAGUGCAAGCAGCUGCUGGUGCACAGAAAAGGCUCCACCCGAGCCUUUCCGCCGCACCACCCACUGAUUCCUGUGGAUUAUCAGUUGACCGGCCAGCCCGUCAUCGUCGGAGGCACCAUGGGAACCUGCUCGUACGUGCUGACUGGUACCGACAAAGGCAUGAGAGAAACAUUUGGCAGCACCUGCCAUGGAGCCGGGCGCGCUUUGAGUAGGAACAAGUCGCGGAAUAAUCUGGACUAUGGUGACGUCCUGAAGAGACUAGAGGACAUGGGCAUCUCGAUUCGAGUCGCCUCGCCAAAGCUCAUCAUGGAAGAGGCUCCAGAGAGCUACAAGGACGUGACGCAGGUGGUGCAGACUUGCCUCGGCCUCGGAUGUGUUUUCGCAGUUGCGCCUGCUUCCGGCGCUCUCACAGGCCACGAUGCCGGCAUCUCCAAGAAGGCUAUCAAGCUCAAGCCGGUCAGCUACAGAGAGCCUCAUACCAGUGGAGCCAUGUCUGUGACAGACCAUGGCGACACGGAUUGCAACAUCUGCUUCGAACCCCUGGAGUCCAGGGGUGGUGCGGUUGCCCUUCCGUGCAACUGCAAGAUUGCCUACUGUGCACGAUGUUGGGACAGAUCGCUGGCGGCAAGUAUGUCGUCUUGCGGCAUGGCAUUGUGCCCCUCCUGCCGAUGUUGUAUGCAGGUGGACUUCGACCCCAACAGCUGCCAACUAAUGUUCCGACGAUCUGCAGACAAAGGCUCUUCAAGCACUUCUGCAAGAAUGAGGGAUUUGCGGACCCAUCUUUAUGAUCAGGCCAAGCCAGUGCAGAUAAAGUUGCUGCGGGCAUAUGGCGACAAGGUGGGUCAGCCUGGUACAAGGACUUCCAAAGAUAUGGAGACUGAGGACCAUGUCCCUCGUUGUGUUUGCGGCAGCAAGCUGGCCUGCACAAGCGUGCGGGACCGCGUUCGAAGUUUCGUGGAGGAGGAGACACCAGUUCCGGUGACAGACAGCGAGCUCGAGCAUUUGCUCCGCAGCCCCCCGAUUAUGUGCGAUAUCUGCAACUCUCAGGUGGCUGCUUCGGCUGAUGUUUGGACCUGCGAGAACGGGCGCAAGACGGUUCUGCAUGCCGUCGCAUACGAUGUUUGUCAGGCCUGUUUCAACUACUAUGCGUUUGGCACAGAGAGGGAAGUUGUGAAUGACGAGGAUGAUGAGGAGGAGGGCAGCGACUACAUGGACUCCGAUGACUCUGAAUCCGAGUCAAGUGACGACGAAGAAGGUUGUGACGUCUCCGAUGGACCAGCCUCAAGUCCGAAUGCUUGCUGA